GCAUCGGGUCACCCUCUCCUCCGCCAUUUCUGGAAACUUUUUGCGGUCUCUCUCUCUCUCUCUCUCUCUCUCUCUCUCUCUCUUCAAUGGCUUUGCGUCUCCCUCUCACUCCGCCGUCGAUCAGGCCCUCGACGUCGUUGCCUUGCGACGGAAAGCAACCGAUUGCUUCUCUUUCGGACUCGAAGAGCGGCUGCUUCAGUUCAAAGAGCUUGAAUGUUACUAGUCGCAGGAGCAUUGGUGUUUCCGGUGGAAAUCGCUCCUUCAAGGUCAAUUCUAGCUUAGAUAUUGCCGGAGCUACCGUCGGCCAGGUCACCGAGGUCAACAAGGACACUUUCUGGCCCAUCGUCAAUGCUGCCGGCGAUAAAACCGUUGUGCUCGAUAUGUACACCCAAUGGUGUGGACCCUGCAAAGUGAUGGCUCCCAAAUUCCAAGAAUUGUCUGAGAAAUAUCUUGACGUUAUCUUUCUAAAGCUUGACUGCAACCAAGACAAUAAGCCAUUGGCAAAGGAACUUGGGAUAAAAGUGGUGCCGACGUUCAAAAUUCUAAAGAAUAAAAUGGUAGUUAAAGAAGUAACAGGAGCAAAGUAUGAUGAUUUGGUUCAUGCCAUUGAUGCUGUAAGAACCAGCUGAAGACUCACCUCUUUCUAAGUUUAUAUGUUGCAAGGAAGAGAGAGUAUCCACAACUGUUACUUAUUUGACUCUCUUGAUUUAAUGAUUUUGUGUACUGUUAAGUCAGUCCUAUGGAAGAAGAAGCAAUUCAACAAUAUUCUUAUUCUUCUUCCUGCAAAGAUAGUUUGGGAAAUGGUUCUGUAUAUAGAUGUUUGGGGCAGGGAUAUUUGAAUAUGGGCAAUGACAGUUCACACUUGCUUUUACA
Cucurbita moschata (crookneck pumpkin) is the source of this 873-nucleotide messenger RNA. RefSeq names its product thioredoxin F-type, chloroplastic-like. The transcript is spliced from 3 exons. The record is from RefSeq and is a predicted model, not a curated record. The coding region runs from base 87 to 629 and encodes 180 amino acids. Lineage: Eukaryota; Viridiplantae; Streptophyta; Magnoliopsida; Cucurbitales; Cucurbitaceae.